AUGUCAGGGGACCUGGCAGCUGAGAUCAGUGGCAACACACAGAUCAGCGUCAAGAAAUUCUCCUACAGAUGGACCAUUAGCAACUUCUCUUUUUGCUUGGGGAAAGGUAUUAAAAGUCCCACUUUCUCAACAGGAGCCAAUGACAAGCAAAAAUGGUAUAUGAAUGUACACCUGAAUGGGAUGGAUGAGGAAAGCAGAGGUUACUUGUCAGUUUUCCUCGGGUUGCUCAGCUCUCCAAAGAGCCCCGUGUGGGCAAAGGUCCAGUUUGGGAUCAUAAAUGCCAAAGGAGAGGAAUCUCAAAUCAUGAACAGUCAAAGUGUCAUCAGGUUCGACCAAAACCAACACUGGGGCUUCAAAAAGUUCUUCUUUCGAGACUUCCUUUUGUCCACUCCAUGUUUGCUUCUCCCAGAUGACAAAUUCACACUCUGCUGUGAGGUGAGCGUGGUUAAGGACUGCAUCAGCAUCUCUGAACAGAACAUGCAGCCAGGAAUUGAGAUUCCAAGGUGCACACUGGUAGAUGAUCUAGGAGAGCUGUGGGAGAAUUCCCACUUCACAGACUGCUGCCUGGUGGUAGCUGGCCAGGAAUUCCAGGCUCACAAGGCCAUCUUAGCUGCUCGCUCUUCAGUUUUCAGAGCCAUGUUUGAGCAUGACAUGGAGGAGAGCAGAAAGAAUCACAUUGAGAUUCAUGACCUAGAACCUGAAGUUUUUAAGGCAAUGAUGGACUUCAUUUACACUGGGAAGCAACCAGAUCUCCACAGCAUGGCAGACGCUGUGCUUGCAGCUGCUGACAAGUAUGGCCUGGAGCGCUUGAAGGUGAUGUGUGAGAGUGCCCUCUGCAGGGACCUCUCUGUGGAGAAUGCUGCCCACACUCUCUUCCUGGCUGACCUCCACAGGUCAGUGCAAUUGAAAACUUGGACAAUGGAUUUCAUUACAGCUCAUGCUUCCGAGGUUUUUGAGACCUUGAGCUGGAAGACAGUGGUCAACUCCUAUCCCUACUUGGUGGCUGAAGUAUGUGUCUCCCUGGUUUCUGCACGUGGUCUUUUCCUGGAUCCCCUCUCCCCCAAAUGCCUGAAGCGAUCUUAG
Messenger RNA from Alexandromys fortis (reed vole), 1083 nucleotides. RefSeq names its product speckle-type POZ protein-like. Lineage: Eukaryota; Metazoa; Chordata; Mammalia; Rodentia; Cricetidae. The record is from RefSeq and is a predicted model, not a curated record. Gene Ontology annotation, cellular component: cytoplasm; nucleus. The transcript has a single exon. The coding region runs from base 1 to 1083 and encodes 360 amino acids. Gene Ontology annotation, molecular function: ubiquitin protein ligase binding. Gene Ontology annotation, biological process: proteasome-mediated ubiquitin-dependent protein catabolic process; regulation of proteolysis.